This is a messenger RNA of Equus quagga, 1477 nucleotides long. It is a transcript of the gene NECAB2, whose product is annotated as N-terminal EF-hand calcium binding protein 2. The transcript has 13 exons. Gene Ontology annotation, biological process: regulation of amyloid precursor protein biosynthetic process. Lineage: Eukaryota; Metazoa; Chordata; Mammalia; Perissodactyla; Equidae. The record is from RefSeq and is a predicted model, not a curated record. Gene Ontology annotation, molecular function: calcium ion binding. Gene Ontology annotation, cellular component: cytoplasm. Bases 1 to 996 code for a protein of 331 amino acids.
AUGUGGAUGGCCAUGAGCCUGUCCACGCGCGUGUGCAUUUUCCGACGUGCGGACAAAAAUGAUGACGGGAAGUUGUCGUUGGAGGAGUUCCAGCUCUUCUUUGCAGAUGGCGUCCUCAACGAGAAGGAGCUGGAGGAUCUCUUCCACACCAUCGACUCUGACAACACCAACCAUGUGGACACCAAGGAGCUGUGUGAUUACUUUGUGGACCACAUGGGGGACUAUGAAGAUGUCUUGGCCUCUCUGGAGACCUUGAAUCACUCUGUCCUGAAGGCCAUGGGCUACACCAAGAAGGUGUACGAGGGCGGGAGCAACGUGGACCAGUUUGUGACGCGCUUCCUCCUGAAGGAGACAGCCAAUCAGAUCCAGUCACUGCUGAGCUCCGUGGAGAGUGCGGUGGAGGCCAUCGAAGAGCAGACCAGCCAGAUCCGACAGAACCAUAGCAAAGCCAGCCACGGCGCGGUGGAGCCCUGGUAUGGAAGCCCCACGCCCCCCUACGCCCCCAACCACAAGCUCAUGGCCACGGAACAAGGGACGAGUCUUCCAUCUGUCACUGCGGACCCCAAGGAGGAGGGCCUGGAAGCCCAGAUCAGCCGGUUGGCAGAGCUCAUAGGACGGCUGGAGAACAAGACCCUCUGGUUUGACCUGCAGCAGCGCCUCUCAGAUGAAGAAGGCACCAACAUGCACCUGCAGCUGGUCCGGCAGGAGAUGGCCGUGUGCCCCGAGCAGCUGAGCGAGUUCCUGGACUCUCUGCGACAGUACCUGCGGGGCACCGCCGGGGCCAAGAACUGCUUCCACAUCGCCGCCGUGAGGCUGUCGGACGGCCUCACCUUCGUGGUCUACGAGUUCUGGGAGACGGAGGAGGAGUGGAAGAGGCACCUGCAGAGCCCCGUGUGCAAGGCGUUCCGGCACGCCAAGGUGGACACGCUGAGCCAGCCUGAGGCCCUCUCCAGGAUCUCUGUGCCAGCCACUUGGUGCACCGUGGGCCGUGACUGACCCCUCCCGGAGGCCUGCGGACGCGCCUGCCACCCUGCCCCUCUUACAAAGGACGUCCCCUCUUUUCUAGACACUUUGGUACACGAGCUGUCUUUUCAAUAUACUUCCAAACAAGAAUGUAUUUCCCCGCUCUCUGAAGUGAAGGAGACCCCCCUCCCCCACCCCACACCCCCAUCCUCGUUGGCAGAGCAGCGUCGGAGCCGCCACUGGGCCGGGAGGCCUCCUGGAGCCGGCAGCCCGCCCCUCCCUAGCCCACCCCCUGGACGGGGCCUCAGAUGCCCAGCCCCAGGCGCCCGGGCCGCCGCGGCCUCAGCAGGACGCGCCCUGCUCCCUGUCCUGGUUGACAGUCCUCUACGUGGUAGCACCCGAGCCCCCGUAGCACCCGACCUAGGCCUGUGCCCGGCCGCACACGGCAGCAGAGCCCGGUAGUCAGCACCCUGCCAGGCGGCCAGCCGCCACUGAACCUGCUCCAAUAAACUCC